This is a messenger RNA of Rhincodon typus (whale shark), 895 nucleotides long. RefSeq names its product cleavage and polyadenylation specificity factor subunit 3-like. Bases 74 to 895 code for a protein of 273 amino acids. Gene Ontology annotation, biological process: mRNA 3'-end processing by stem-loop binding and cleavage. Gene Ontology annotation, cellular component: mRNA cleavage and polyadenylation specificity factor complex. Gene Ontology annotation, molecular function: RNA binding; 5'-3' exonuclease activity; RNA endonuclease activity. The transcript has 7 exons. The record is from RefSeq and is a predicted model, not a curated record. NCBI's taxonomy places the organism in Eukaryota, Metazoa, Chordata, Chondrichthyes, Orectolobiformes, Rhincodontidae.
CCAGCCACUGAGGGGUGGAGGUGGUUUCCAGCCGGAGGUUUUCUGCGGCCGGACCGGAAGUGCCCAGGCCGGCAUGGCGGCUAAACGGAAAGCGGAGAUUUUUGUCCCAGCGGAGGAGAGCGAUCAGCUGCUGAUCCGCCCGCUAGGAGCUGGUCAAGAGGUGGGAAGAUCAUGCAUCAUUGUGGAAUUCAAAGGAAGGAAAAUCAUGUUGGAUUGUGGAAUCCACCCUGGACUUGAGGGAAUGGAUGCACUUCCGUACAUUGAUUUGAUUGACCCUGCGGAGAUAGAUCUUCUCCUUAUUAGUCAUUUCCAUUUAGAUCACUGUGGUGCACUUCCAUGGUUCCUACAAAAGACUAGUUUUAAAGGCAGAACUUUUAUGACUCAUGCAACAAAAGCUAUAUACCGCUGGCUGCUAUCUGAUUAUGUCAAGGUCAGUAAUAUCUCAGCAGAUGAUAUGCUGUACACUGAAUCAGACCUGGAGGAAAGUAUGGACAAGAUUGAGACCAUCAACUUUCAUGAAGUGAAGGAAGUGGCAGGUAUCAAGUUUUGGUGUUAUCAUGCAGGUCACGUCCUGGGAGCUGCCAUGUUUAUGAUUGAAAUAGCUGGGGUGAAGAUUUUGUACACUGGUGAUUUUUCACGACAAGAGGAUCGACACUUAAUGGCAGCAGAGAUCCCCAGUGUCAGACCUGAUAUUCUUAUAAUAGAAUCCACAUAUGGUACCCAUAUCCAUGAGAAACGUGAGGAGCGUGAAGCUCGAUUCUGCAACACUGUACAUGACAUUGUAAAUCGAGGAGGACGCUGUCUCAUUCCUGUCUUUGCUCUAGGCCGUGCUCAAGAGCUGCUACUGAUUUUAGGUGCAUGUUGCAAAUCUGAUUUAUCUCCAUCCCUUUUCUAA